GAAAAUGAUAAUGAAAGGGAUACUGAAGAGGAUUUUCCAAUAUUUAAAAAGGCUCGUACUAAAGAACCUCAAGAAUUAAAUAAUUGGAUUGAAAAUUUUUCAAAUUUACCUGAGAAAAAAAAAGAAUGUGACAGAGCACUUUUAAAAUUUUUUGUCUGUUGUGGGAUCCCUUUUUCAAUCGUUGAACAUCCUUUUUUUUUAGAAUUUGUUAAAUAUUUAAAUCAGGCCUAUGAAUCACCUAAACAAACUUAUUUAUCAACAACUUUAUUAAAAA
Molecule: messenger RNA, 274 nt
Organism: Racocetra fulgida
Lineage: Eukaryota; Fungi; Glomeromycota; Glomeromycetes; Diversisporales; Gigasporaceae
Source: the annotation of a GenBank genome assembly